This is a messenger RNA of Aethalodelphis obliquidens (Pacific white-sided dolphin), 1538 nucleotides long. It is a transcript of the gene CPA5, whose product is annotated as carboxypeptidase A5. The coding region runs from base 152 to 1207 and encodes 351 amino acids. The record is from RefSeq and is a predicted model, not a curated record. NCBI's taxonomy places the organism in Eukaryota, Metazoa, Chordata, Mammalia, Artiodactyla, Delphinidae. The transcript has 10 exons. Gene Ontology annotation, molecular function: zinc ion binding; metallocarboxypeptidase activity. Gene Ontology annotation, biological process: proteolysis.
UUAGGAGGAAGAUCAAGAACUCUAGGGUUGAGAGACCUCUAUCUACUCUUCAGGGGACAUGUUUGCUUACCUCUCAGGUGCUCUGCUGUCCUGAGGCCUGGCCGUGCCCGUGCACGAGGAGAACCCCUGAAGUUCGCCUGGAGGAAGAAGCAUGCAGGGCUUCCCCAGAGGAAGUGUGGGCCGAGGGCUGUCCCCUGUGGACAGGCAGACGCUCCUGGUCUGCAGCUUUGUCCUGGCAGCAGCUUUGGGCCAAAUGAAUUUCACAGGUGACCAGGUUCUUCGAGUCCUGGCUAAAAAUGAGAAGCAACUUUCACUUCUUAGAGAUCUGGAGGGCCUGAAGCCUCAGAAGGUGGACUUCUGGCGUGGCCCAGCCAGGCCCAGCCUUCCUGUGGAUAUGAGAGUUCCUUUCUCUGAACUGAAGGACAUCAAAGCUUACCUGGAGUCUCAUGGCCUUGCUUACAGCAUCAUGAUAAAGGACAUCCAGGUGCUGCUGGACGAGGAGAGAGAAGCCAUGGUGAAAUCCCGCUGGCUGGAGCGCAGCACCAGUGGCUUCAGUUACUCCUCGUAUCACACCCUGGAGGAGAUAUAUAUCUGGAUCGACAACUUUGUAACUGAUCAUUCAGAUAUUCUCUCAAAAAUUCAGAUUGGCCACAGCUUUGAAAAUCGGUCCAUUCUUGUUCUGAAGUUCAGCACUGGAGGUUCGCAGCGCCCAGCCAUCUGGAUCGACACUGGAAUCCACUCCCGGGAGUGGAUCACCCAUGCCACCGGCAUCUGGACUGCCAGGGAGAUUGUCAAUGAAUAUGGCAAAGACUGCAUCGUGACAGACGUACUGAAUGCCGUGGACAUCUUUAUGGAGAUUGUCUCCAACCCUGACGGGUUUGCUUAUAGCCACAGCAUGAACCGCUUGUGGCGGAAGAACAAGUGCAGCAGACCCGGAAUCUUCUGCAUUGGUGUGGAUCUUAACAGGACCUGGAAGUCAGGCUUUGGAGGAAAUGGUUCUGACAACAACCCCUGCUCAGAGACUUAUCAUGGGCCCUCCCCUCAGUCAGAGCCAGAAGUGGCUGCCAUUGUGGACUUCAUCACGUCCCACGGGAACAUCAAGGCUCUGAUCUCCAUCCACAGCUACUCUCAGAUGCUCAUGUACCCCUAUGGCCACUCUCUGGAGCCUGUUUCAAACCAGGAAGAGUUGGUGAGAUUGGCUGCUUAGGGCUUGGGGGAGGCAUCCAGCAGACUCCCAACAGGCCCCAUGGUAGGGAGUGGGGGGUGGGGGGACUUGUUCUCACUUGUGAUCAAGUUCAAAACUGGAGGUGCUGUGCUUCCUUCUCACAAGAGCCAUCUACAUGUUCAACUUCCAAGACUCUGAAGACCCUGCUUCUCAGCAGCUGGUGAGGGUGUGGGAGUGUGGGGAGCACCGGCAUCUCACUCUCUGGAUUUAAUCUUGCAGUACAGUCUUGCCAAGGAUGCAGUGCAGGCCCUGUAUGAGGUUCAUGGGAUCGAGUACAUUUAUGGCAGCAUCAGCACCACCCUCUGUGAGUGAG